Molecule: messenger RNA, 7493 nt
Organism: Cinara cedri
Lineage: Eukaryota; Metazoa; Arthropoda; Insecta; Hemiptera; Aphididae
Source: the annotation of a GenBank genome assembly
AUGGACAAUUUUGCUUCAUUUUAUAAUGGGCGUUUAGAAAGUAAUUCAUCAAAAAAUAAAAAUGAGUUAAAUAAAUGUUUUGAAAGACACUUUUUACAAUCCAAGUAUAAUAAUAUAGCCCACAUGUCGCCUAUAGAUAGAUUAAUUGCUAAAAAUCAACAAAAAAUGAAAAUGAAUUGUUCAUCAGUUAAAAAACCAUGUUCAAAUAAAAAAGAAAAUAUUGAUAAACAAAACAAAUCAAAGAAUAAAGAUACUAGUGUAUCUGCCACAAUUAGACCACGCAAGAGAAGGAUAAAUUGGAAUGAAACUUUUAAAGAAAAGAGAAGAAGUCGAAGAUUGAGUCAUUUACCUCCAAUUGAUGAAGACUUUAAAAAAGAAAUAAAAAAUGAAGAAUUUUGUGAAUCAUAUAGUAUUAAAAUAGAAAAAGAUAUAAAAUCUGAAAUCAAAGAUGAUACUGAUGAUAAUAUACAACAGGAUAACAAUUCAAAUUUAGUUUUAAACACAUCUGAUCCAAAUGUAUUAUCUAACAACUGCAUUCAUCAACAAGUCGAAUUUACACAAGAAAAUAAUUCAUUUUUUGGAAACACUAUAAAUGAUACAUUAAAUCCUUCUACAUAUUCUGAAAAUAAUUUUGCAUCAUUGAGCUAUACAUGUGAUAGCAAGACACCUCCAUGGGACACCUCUACAAAAAUUGCAAAUAUUGAACCAUCAAAUUUGAAUUUAAUUGCACAAGAAUUGAUUCAAGAUGAUUCCUCUAUCUGUUCAGAUGAGUUAUCUCAAGAAGACAAUUCAAAUUUUGAUUUUAACACAUUAUCUAACAAUCACACACCUCCACAAGUUGAAUUAAUACAAGAAAAUAUUGCAAUUUUUGAAAAUACAAUGAAUAAUUUGUUAAUUGACUCUAUAUAUUCUGAAAACAAUUUUUUACUAGCAGGAUGUAAUAAAACAAAUAAUUGUAAUUUCCGUUUAGAGCCUGACUUAACUUCAUCAAAAACUGCAUAUAACAAACAAACCAGUAUGAAUUUAGUUUACAACCACGAAUUGAUUUUAGAAACUGCAGAUAAUGAACAGACAAAUUUAGUUGUUAAACAAGAAUUGAAUCAAGAAACUGUAGAUUAUGAGGCUACCAAUAUUUAUAAUUAUCCUUACAAUAUUACUAAUAUUUAUGAUACUGAAAUUCAUGAGUCAGAAAGUUGUAGUCCCAAAAUAAUUGAAUGUUGGAGUUUUAAAACUAAUGAAAGACUUAUAUAUUCUGAAAUUGAAGAAAAUACUUCCUCAGGUACUACAACUGUUCAAAAUAAUGAUUUGAAUAAAACUCAAGAAAAAUCUCAUUAUAAAAAUAAUUUUGAAAAACCUAAAAUAAUUGCUUCCUUAAAUACUACAAAUGUUCAAGAUAAUGAUUUGAAUAAAACUCAAGAAAAAUCUCCUUAUAAAAAUAAUUCUGAAAAACCUACAAUAAUUGCUUCCUCGGGUACUACAAAUGUUCAAAAUAAUGAUUUGAAUAAAACUCAAGAAAAAUCAUCUCAUUAUAAAAGUAAUUCUGAAAAACCUACAAUAAUUACUUCUUCAAGUACUACAAAUAUUCAAAAUAAUGAUUUGAAUAAAAUUCAAGAAAAAUCUCAUUAUAAAAAUAAUUCUGAAAAAUCUACAAUAAUUGCUUCCUCAGGUACUACAAAUGUUCAUAAUAAUGAUUUGUAUAAAACUCAAGAAAAAUCUCAUUAUAAAAAUAAUCCUGAAAAAUCUACAAUAAUUGCUUCCUCAGGUACUAUAAAUGUUCAAAAUAAUGAUUUGUAUAAAACUCAAGAAAAAUCUCAUUAUAAAAAUAAUUCCGAAAAACCUACAAUAAUUGAAAGUUCAUCCUUAUUUGCCAUGCAAGAUGAAUUGGAAUUAUCAAUCAAGAAUAGAUCUCUUACACCGAAAACCUACUCUAGGAAAAACCAAAAUAAAAUGAGUAAACCUUCAUUAUUAAACAGUUCUAAAAUAGCAACACCAAAAGCAAAUUCAAUAUAUUUACCAUCAACAUAUUUUGAUGACACUAACAAUAAACUAAUAAAUUAUGAAUCAAUUUUACCAGUAACCCAAUCUCAGAAUGAAAUUAACUAUUCGAAAUUAGAAAAUAAAAUUACGAAGGAUUCAAUUUUACUUAAUAACAUAACUGUAAAAGAUGAAACUGUAGAAGAAGAAAUUCCAAUUCUACAAAAAAAUUUUUAUGAAUUAUCUAUAGAUGAGAAGAUAUCAUAUCAAACAAAAUUAACCUUUGUGACUGCUCUAGAAUUAGUGUCUAUAAAAGAAUUAAAAAAUAUACAAAUCAUUAAAGAGAAGAAAGAUGUAAUACCUAAUCAAUUUUCAUCACCACUGGUACUUACUAUUUUUUUUUUUUUUUCAUUUUUGAGACAUGAAACAGAGAAUGUUUUAUAACAAUAUUAAUAUUAUCUACCUAUUAUUGAAGUAUCUAUAAUAUGGUCAUGAUUUUCAGGAACUGUCCAUAGAUAAUGAAAAUUAUACUAACAAAAAAAUUGUCCCUACUGGUUCAGGUAAUAUUAAAUAUUAUAUUUAAAAAAGAGAAGAAACAUACUUAGUAUCCUUUAAAUUAUUAUUUUUCAGAAAUAAAAGAGCUGUCCUUCUUAUUACAAGAUUCAAAUGAUAGAAAUAACACAAGACAUGCUGCUAUGUAUGUAUAAUAACUGUUCAAUUUGGUAAAUUAAUAAUUACAUUUUUUUCUUUUUCUCAGGCCAAUUUUAGUUCCAGAAAGAUCAUCAGGAUCAUCUUUUCACCCUGGACGUAUUUGUGCACAAAAUUGUAGUGCUUGUUAUGUAAUAUUAGGUUCAAUGGACACAGUUUGUCAUAUAGCACAAGUUAAAAAUCCAGAAAAACAAAAAAUUUGUUUGGAAAGUAUGUAAAAUGUAAUAAAUAUGAAUGUUUUUUAAUGAAUAUUAGUGACUGUAAUCUACAUUUAUUUUUGAGAUUUACAAUUUGCUUACUGGUUUCAUAAGCAAUCUACCAAUAGUUAACUAAAGCAUGUGUAGUUUUAUGUUUAUUGAAUACAUUUAAAAAUAAUCAUAUUAAAUGAAAUAUUAAUAAAUAGACCAUAUGAAAUUUUUAAAAAAAAUACAACAAAAAAUAAGAAUAUAUUAUAAAAUAUUUAAAUAAAAAUACCUUUAUUUGUAGGUAUGACUAUAUUACCUACUUAACACAAUAAUAAUGACAAAUAAUUAGUCAUGCAGAAAACAGGUAUUACAUUCUUUAUGUAUCAAUAUUCACCUUAUAAUUGGUGGGUGAAACAAAUGAUAAUUUUGGGUUACAACUGAUCAAUUAUGAUAAUAUUUAAAAAAUCCUGUUUAUUGAUUUUAAUUUAAUCCAGGUAUAAUAUAAUAAUAUGAUCUUUUUAUAGUGUGUGUACACAGUUUAUAAAAAGCACAGAAAGUUGUAGGUCUCAAAAAUGAUUGUAGGUCCUCUAGAAUACCAGUAAAAUGGAUAUAGAUCAUUUAUGAAACUGGUAUCAAAAUAUUAAAAGUUACUUUUACUAUAAGAAAAAAAAAACUUUUGUACUAGUAACUUAGUUUUCCAGAUAAUUUUAAUUUAAGAGGAAAAUUAACAAGUACUAAAAUAUUUUUAAUUAAAUGUUGUUUUUUUUUUUAUUUUAGAUGUUAACCAUUUGAUAGGGCUCAAUUCAUGUUUGUGUCCGACUUGUUUUCAUAUUGUACAGAGAAAAAGUUCUGUAGCAUAUUUGUCAAAAUAUGUUUGUACGUUUAUGUCUUGUAAACUUCCUGCCUCUAAAUAUUAUAAAUCAGAAUGUGUUAAAAAAAUCAAAUGUAUGCUUAUCAAAACAGGAGUAAGUAAAGUUUUGUUAAUUUACAAAAAAAAAAAAAAAAAACAACAAAUAGAGUAUCUAAUUUGUUUAAAGAUUAAAUGUGUACUUUAAUGGUGAUCUACACAGUCUUGUGUCAAUAUUGCCCAUAUUAGUUGACUUUAAAGUUUAUUAUUAUAGGUGAUAUGUUAUUUCUGUAUAUUGUGUAGUAAAUAGUAAUUUAUUAAUUUAUCUUUUUGUUGAUUUUAGGUCAAAAUUAGAUCCUGGGCUAAUAAUACAAAUUUGUUACCUACAUGCAAUACUCAUCAUGAUGAGGUGUUAUAUUAGUUAAUUUUAUUAUUGUCAUUAGUUUUUAGAUUCAUUUAACAUUUCAUAUUAAUAAAUAUUAUUAAAUAAUUUGUUCUUAGAUACUGAAAGUUAUUCAGUGCCAAUUGUGUGGAAAUCAAAGUACUCAUAAGAAGAUUUUAGAAAUAUCAGAACUUGAAGAUUUUAAUAAAAGUCUUAUUGAAGAUGGAAUUCCAAUUACUCUAGAUACUGAUUUUUUUAUUUGCAAAUCAUGCCAUCUUUAUUUAUUAUGGAAAAAUAAUAAAUUAUCAGAUUCAUUGAAUAAACCAAAAGAUAUUAGAGAUCAUUGUAGUAAUGUAAUAAAAAGGUAAUAAUUAUUUUCCAAAUUAUUGUUAGAUUAUAGUAAAAUGUUGAUAAAUCAUUGUUUAUAAAAUAUUAUAUUUUAAAAAAACAUUAGUUUUAGAUUUUUAUAUGCCUAUGGAAUAUAAUAUUUAUCUAUACUAAAUACUAUAAUUACUAUUUAAUAUAUAUAUUAUAUAUUUAUUUUAAUAUUAUAAAGAGUGAAGAUUUGUAUUUUUGUAUGAUGGUUAUGAAUAAACUCAAAAAUUACUAAACCAAUUUCAAAAAUUCUUUCACCAUUCACUACAUUAUCAGGGAGUAUCAUGGGCUGUAUUUUAUUUAAAAAAAAAAAAAUUGAUUUCCUUAAGAAAAUUUCAAUAAUUAAGUAUUUAGGUAUUUUUGGUGAAUGAAUAUCUUUCCACAUAUUUGUUUUUAUUUAUUACUAGUCAAAACUAAAAGGAAUAUAGGUAAUAAAAUAAACAAAAAUUGGCAUAGACAAGGCUUGGCAGGACAGCUAGUUAUUUAUAAAGAAAUUGUAAAUUAGUUUGGUUUGCUUUAAAUUGACCUGUUUGUAAAUAAAUUGAUAGUAACAUAAUUAUAUAUUUUUAUGAAUUUGGCCAUUAUUGGAUUUCACUCAGUUAAUAGGUAUUUGUUAAACUUUUAUUUAAAAAAAAAAAAAAAUGUUUAUUAUGAUAUUCAUAAUUAAAAACCAGAUUAUUUUAUAUUUACCUUCAGUGUUUACAAAUUAAUUAUUAAUUUAAUUUUUAGUAUGUUUUUUUUUUUUUUAAAAUUGUAUAUUGGAUUUAUAAAUAUAAAUCCCGAAUUUUGUUUUCUAUAUUUUUAGUAUACAUUAAUUUUUUUCUGCCUUUAAGAGAAAGCUCCAUGUUUUUCUUUGCAGAGUAAUCAAUAAAGAUACAUAAUUUCAUAACUUUCAUAAAGACUGUAUAGACUAAGUCACAAUAAGACUUUAAUUAUGAUCAAUUAUAUAAAUAAGUUAUAAAUUAAUUUUCUUUCUUACAUGCAGAGUAUUUGAUGUGUUCAGUACUCAAGUAAUUUUGUGUUUUUCUUUUUUAUAGAAUUUGUGAACAUCAUAAAAUCAAUAUACCUGUAUCAGUAAAUGAAAUCCUUGAAAAAAAUAUCAUAUAUACUGAUAAAAAUGUUUUGAGAAUACAAUCAAAAAGAAUACCAUUCAAGCCUAGAAGAAAGAGAAAAGUUCCUAAAAAGAACAUCAAAGGCACUCAUCAAAAUACCUUCAAAAUGUAUUCAAAAUUAAUACCAGUCAAUUCUAUUACAAAGAAUAAAGUUCCCGAAAACAAUAUUAAAGCCACAGAUGAAAAUGUUUUUAAAAAAUCAGCAAAACUAACAUCCACCAAAUAUAAUACACUUAAUAAAAUCCCUGAAAACAAUAUUACAAAUACUGCUCAAAAGACUUGCAAAAUAUACUCAAAAGUGACACCCAUGAUAUCUAAUACAGUAAAUAAAGUCUAUAUUAACAACUUUGAAGAUGUCAAGACAAUUUUUUUUAAAAUGCCUGUAAAAGUAAUGUCAACCAAAUCUAGUACAAUCUAUAAAACUCCAACAAUGAAUUCUUUUAAGACAUCCAUAAAUAAUAAAAAUGAUCAAUUGAUGGUUUUAUUUAAGCCGUCCAUCAACAAAAAUGUCAAUUGUCAAACAUUAAAUUUGCAACCUGGAAGACUUUUACCAUUAGAAUUUAUUGAAAAUCAGCCAUUAUCAACACAGCCUAAUAUAAAAUUGGUGCAUAAAAAAAAACUUUUUACCACAGAUACAGCCCUUCCACGGAAUAAUUUAAAACAAAUUUUGGAUCCACUAUCUACAAAUAAUAUACCUCUUCAAAAAGUUCAACAUAUUAAAUCUGCUAUGAAACCUGACACCCCAAAAUUGCUUUCUUGUAGUUCAAACAAAUCUAUGCCAAAACAAAAAGUGGGACCAGUUGUAGGCACGAGCAUACUGCCAUUAGCAGAUCCUCUGUCCUUGCCAAACUUACCAGAGUUUCAGUUCAAUGAUACAUUAAAGUUAAAAGUUGUAUCUGAUGUAUUUAAAUUAUAUAAGCAACUGCAAAAACCUUUUUUCAGUUCUAUAGAACUAUUUAAGUUCCUAUUAUUGCUAGAAAAAUACCGCCUACAAGGGGAGCUGAUUCAAAACAAAAAAUUUAAAUCGCCCUGUUCAUUAAAACAAAAUUCAAUAAUGAAUCAACAUAUUCCUAAGUAUAUUUUUCCUCAAUUCAAAAGAAAACGUAAUAACAAAAAUCAUUGUGAGCAACUAGGAGUAACACCAUUACAUAAAAAUGCCAUUUUACCAAUAAAUUCUCUCUAUGAUGGUAAAAUAACAAAAUACACAAAUAUGAAUACUAAUGCAAAAGUGCAGAUGAAACAAAAUUUGUCAACACCAUCCAUUCCUGUUACAACAAAAAAAGAACCAUUAAUUAAAAUCAUAAGUAUACCUAAAUCUGUUGUUGCUACAAGUAUUUGUAAACCAUCAGAAAUUAUACCUGAUAAUAACCAAAUAAUUAUUCCACCUAUUAAUACAACAAUUGAUUCUUUUAAUUCCUCCCCACUCGUUAUAUCUGAGAAUUCCACAACAGCUGCCAAAUGUAUCACAAAUAUUGAAAAUAUUGCAAUGAAAAGAGUGUAUCCACUAUAUCUUAAUUACAGUCCUGUUGAUUUGAACAUGACCAGAAAUUUCCAACCUAUUGUACCAUUAACAGUUAACUGUAAACAAAUUUCUUCAUCAUCUAAGAAGAAAGUUAAGAAUUUAAAAGUCAUUCAUACCACCCAACAGUAAAGUCCUGAAGAAUUAAGUUGAACACAAGUAAAUGCAGUCACAAUGUAAAAAACCCUAUUUCAGAUGAGUUAUAGGAGUCAUCAUAGAUAAUUGGUACUAUAAAUAAUUUAUAAUAUCAUAAAAUCACUUUAAUUGUAUUUCGAAAUGUUAUGAGUAUGGUGUUUAUCAGGUGUAUUAUAAAUUAUCUUCUAAUUUGGACAUUAUAUUAUUCUUGAUAUAGUAAAAUAUAUCAACUUAAAUAUUUUGUUACCCCUAAUAU